ACUCCAUCAGCGCAUCCGUCAAAUAGUGCGCUCCACGAUACCGACCAGACAGAUUUGUUUGAUUGAAGGUGCAUUCAAAUUUACAUAAUAAAGGGAUAAUGUCGCAGUUAGUUACUAGAUGUUUGUCCGCCUUUCGACGACAGUUACUCCUGAAUGCCACUACCCCAAUACGAAUCGCUACAGCGUCGAAGAGUAAUCCGGCUUAUGAGCACGAUGGAAAAACGCGAGUUAGCAUCCUCAAUAAGGAGCUGGAUCUGGGUCUCAUGAUAAACAAUUUUAGUCAAGUGGGCUUUAGGUUGAAUAACGAAAUGGUGAUCGUAGGACCGAUGGCCAUAUUUCCGAGGUCCGCUCUUUCCUGGAACGUCGGUAGUAUGGAUGAUAUUAAUGAAGACAGCCUAAGUCUAUUCUACACAUUAGAGCCAAAGAUUGAUAUUCUCGUACUUGGAAUCGGGGAUCAAAAAGUAACUCCCAAGUUCUCACGAAAGAUCAUCGAAUUCAUGAGGAAAUAUAGAAUAAAUGUGGAAGUUUUAAGCACUGAACAGGCCUGUGCAACUUUCAAUUUUCUUAAUGCCGAGAGUCGAAUGGUGGCGGCUGCACUUAUUCCGCCACUGCAUAUAUCCUACAACGAGAAUGAUUUGUUGCAAACUAAGCUUAGACAAAAAGAAUUGUAUCAUACGGAUGAUUUUUAAGUGCAAAGUUGUGAUAUGAAGGCUGUUAAAUAAAUGCAAAACAUAAACGUU
This is a messenger RNA of Hermetia illucens (black soldier fly), 740 nucleotides long. RefSeq names its product NADH dehydrogenase [ubiquinone] 1 alpha subcomplex assembly factor 3. Gene Ontology annotation, cellular component: mitochondrial inner membrane. The record is from RefSeq and is a predicted model, not a curated record. Gene Ontology annotation, biological process: mitochondrial respiratory chain complex I assembly. The transcript has 4 exons. Lineage: Eukaryota; Metazoa; Arthropoda; Insecta; Diptera; Stratiomyidae. Bases 99 to 689 code for a protein of 196 amino acids.